Molecule: messenger RNA, 1798 nt
Organism: Hippocampus zosterae (dwarf seahorse)
Lineage: Eukaryota; Metazoa; Chordata; Actinopteri; Syngnathiformes; Syngnathidae
Gene: rtcb
Product: RNA 2',3'-cyclic phosphate and 5'-OH ligase
Exons: 12
Coding region: 249-1766 (505 amino acids)
Biological process (GO): tRNA splicing, via endonucleolytic cleavage and ligation
Cellular component (GO): nucleus; tRNA-splicing ligase complex
Molecular function (GO): RNA ligase (ATP) activity
Source: RefSeq, a predicted model, not a curated record
CGAAUAAACGCAGCACCGUUGAGUAUGCGUUUUCCGUUGCGGUGCUCGACACGUCGCAUGUGUAGCGACUUGUAAGUGGCAAGGUGUGAAAAAUCGACGCAAUCGUUGAUUGACGAAAUCGAUGAGCGCUUGAAAUACUUGCGGGUUGCCGUCGCAAGCCGUCCGCUGCCACCUAGUGCGACAGACACACACGAGCCGACGCACGAUUGACACUCACUCGUUUGGACGCGAGAACCAAAAGCGUCAGGAUGAGUCGAAAUUACAACGACGAGUUGCAGUAUUUGGACAAGAUCGACACCAACUGCUGGAGAAUAAAAAAGGGCUUUGUUCCCAACAUGAAGGUGGAAGGACUAUUCUACGUCAACGAGCCCCUGGAAAAAUUGAUGUUCGAGGAGCUGCGGAAUGCGUGCCGAGGUGGAGGCGUGGGCGGCUUCCUUCCAGCCAUGAAGCAGAUCGGAAACGUGGCGGCGCUGCCCGGCAUCGUCCACAGGUCCAUCGGCCUCCCGGACGUCCACUCGGGCUACGGCUUUGCCAUCGGGAACAUGGCGGCCUUCGACAUGAACGACCCGGACGCGGUGGUGUCUCCGGGCGGCGUGGGCUUCGACAUCAACUGUGGCGUGCGCCUGCUGAGGACCAACCUGGACGAGCGAGACGUGCAGCCCGUCAAGGAGCAGCUGGCGCAGUCGCUCUUUGACCACAUCCCCGUGGGCGUCGGCUCCAAGGGCGUCAUCCCCAUGGGGGCCAAGGACCUGGAGGAGGCGCUGGAGAUGGGCGUGGACUGGUCGCUGCGCGAGGGCUACGCUUGGGCCGAGGACAAGGAGCACUGCGAGGAGUACGGCAGGAUGCUGCAGGCCGACCCCAACAAGGUCUCGUCCAAGGCCAAGAAGCGGGGCCUCCCCCAGCUGGGAACGCUGGGAGCGGGAAACCACUACGCCGAGAUCCAAGUGGUGGAGCAGAUCUACGACGACUACGCGGCCAAGAAGAUGGGCAUCGACCGCAAGGGGCAGGUGUGCGUCAUGAUCCACAGCGGCAGCAGAGGCCUCGGCCAUCAGGUGGCCACAGACGCGCUGGUGGCCAUGGAGAAGGCCAUGAAGCGCGACAAGAUCGCCGUCAACGACCGGCAGCUGGCGUGCGCCCGCAUCGCCUCGCAGGAGGGACAGGACUACCUGAAGGGAAUGGCCGCCGCCGGCAACUACGCCUGGGUCAAUCGCUCGUCCAUGACCUUCCUCACUCGGCAGGCGUUCUCCAAAGUGUUCCAGAGCACGCCGGACGACCUGGACAUGCACCUCAUCUACGACGUGUCGCACAACAUCGCCAAGGUGGAGGAGCACAUGGUGGACGGGCGCCAGCGCACCCUGCUGGUGCACCGCAAGGGCUCCACGCGCGCCUUCCCCCCCCAUCACCCGCUCAUCCCCGUCGACUACCAGCUGACGGGCCAGCCGGUCCUGAUCGGGGGGACCAUGGGCACGUGCAGCUACGUCCUCACCGGCACCGAGCGAGGCAUGACCAACACCUUCGGAACCACCUGUCACGGCGCGGGUCGAGCUCUGUCCCGGGCCAAAUCCCGCCGCAAUCUGGACUUCCAAGACGUUCUGGACCAGCUGGCCGACAAAGGCAUCGCCAUCCGAGUGGCGUCCCCCAAGCUGGUGAUGGAAGAGGCUCCCGAGUCGUACAAGAACGUGACGGACGUGGUGGACACGUGCCACGAGGCCGGCAUCAGCAGGAAGGCCAUCAAGCUGAGACCCAUCGCCGUCAUCAAAGGAUAGAAGACCCGCGCCGUGGAGCCACCCGCAAAUUC